This is a messenger RNA of Colletotrichum orchidophilum, 591 nucleotides long. RefSeq lists its product as uncharacterized. The record is from RefSeq and is a predicted model, not a curated record. NCBI's taxonomy places the organism in Eukaryota, Fungi, Ascomycota, Sordariomycetes, Glomerellales, Glomerellaceae. The transcript has 2 exons. Bases 1 to 591 code for a protein of 196 amino acids.
AUGCAACUCCUAACACAUACCGCGCGCACCGCCCUCCGGGGCUGCAACACGAAUCUCGCCAAUGGCGUCCGCAUCCCACCCCUCAAACAAUCCAUCUCUGCCGCCGCUGCCCACUUCUCCACGUCUCGUACUAGGCCGGCCAAAAACCAGAUCUACGCAUCUGUCCGCCGUCCUGAUGACUUCCACACCUAUCAACUCCUCUCCUCCUCCUCUCGCAUACCACUGAUCACACUGUGGACCACGUCUUGGUGCGGGACAUGUCGAGUCGUCGCUCCUCUUAUUCGAUCCAUUGUAGAGUCUGGUGUCGGUGAAGCUGAAGGCGGCGUCGGCUACUGCACCGUCGAAUUCGACUCUCCCGACGUCAUGAGCGGAGGGCUGGGCAUGACCUACAUGAUCACUUCCAUCCCGACGCUGCUGAGCUUUGAUAACCAAGAGGCCCAGAUACAGACCAAGGUUCACGACGCCAAGAAGUUGACAGACGGCGCUUUCCUCGAAGAGUGGAUCAGGUCGGAGGCUCGGCGGCACGGCCAGCGUGGAGGGGGCGGGGGAUCCGGCGGCGUCUUCGGCGGAUUGUUUGGUGGUUUCAAAUGA